Molecule: messenger RNA, 629 nt
Organism: Actinia tenebrosa (Australian red waratah sea anemone)
Lineage: Eukaryota; Metazoa; Cnidaria; Anthozoa; Actiniaria; Actiniidae
Product: small VCP/p97-interacting protein
Biological process (GO): negative regulation of VCP-NPL4-UFD1 AAA ATPase complex assembly; positive regulation of autophagy; negative regulation of retrograde protein transport, ER to cytosol
Cellular component (GO): endoplasmic reticulum membrane
Source: RefSeq, a predicted model, not a curated record
CACAUGGCGUUUCUACCUUAUGAGGUGCAAAAUAAUUCGAAGGAAGGUUUCUAUUUGGUGUCUUUUCUCCUUUCUUUUCCAGUUUUCCUGACGUUCAAACGAAACUUUGGGAUGUGUGUAAACUAUGGGGAACUGUUAUGAUUGUUUAAGUCCACAAGAACCCGAUACGACUCCAGACCCGGAAAUAAGAAGACAACAGCAAAUAAGGGCAGCAGAGCAAAGACAGAAGGAAUCAGAUGCCAGAGGUGUGAAGGAUCCAGAACGACUCAAACGACAGCAAAAGAAAAGAGAAGAUGCCGAAAAAACAGCUUUGACUCAAGGACAGGGGGAGGGAGGAUUAAAGUGGACAGUUGGAUGAUGCUACAACCUAUUACCAAAAACCAAGGGCAAUCUUGUGUUGGCACAGUCAAACUGAAUCAUGUAUAUAUAGUAAAAUUCCAGGUAGAUACAUUAAAUAAUUCUGCAUUAAGUCACUUGUAAAUAUCAUCUUAAAUUAUUUUAUUAGCUUCUAUCUCAUUUUAAUCUUUCAAAAUAAUUCUAAGUUUCACAUUAUUUUGUCAUAAAUUAGAAGCUAAGUAAACCAAAUGCAUCUGAAUACUGUGGACAAUAAAUCAAAACUGCAAAAGUAA